This is a messenger RNA of Amblyraja radiata (thorny skate), 3869 nucleotides long. It is a transcript of the gene nek5, whose product is annotated as NIMA related kinase 5. The coding region runs from base 88 to 2487 and encodes 799 amino acids. Gene Ontology annotation, molecular function: protein kinase activity; ATP binding. Gene Ontology annotation, biological process: protein phosphorylation. The record is from RefSeq and is a predicted model, not a curated record. The transcript is spliced from 22 exons. NCBI's taxonomy places the organism in Eukaryota, Metazoa, Chordata, Chondrichthyes, Rajiformes, Rajidae.
CGACCCACCGACCGACGGCUGGAGCUGCAUCUGGGCCCGGUGGCGGGGACCAGGUCAGGUCAGGUUUGCGACAGAUUAUCUAACACAAUGGAUAAAUAUGACGUAAUCAGGCAGAUUGGUAAAGGAGCAUUUGGAAAAGCUUUCUUGGUUAAAGACAAAGGUCACAGCACACAGGUUGUGAUAAAAGAGAUUAAAACUGCAAAGAUGCGCCAGAAAGAAAAGGAGGCUUCCUUUAAAGAAGUGACUCUCCUGGAAAAAAUGAAACACCCCAACAUUGUAACAUUUGUGGAUUCAUUUGAAGAGAGACAAAAUCUGUACAUAGUAAUGGAAUACUGUGAUGGUGGUGACCUGAUGCAAAGAGUCAACAUGCAGCAUGGUGUUCGCUUUGACGAGGAGCAGAUUUUAGAUUGGUUUGUACAAAUCUGUCUAGGACUGAAGCACAUUCAUGACCGGAAGGUGCUACACCGGGACAUCAAGGCACAGAACAUUUUUCUUUGUAACAAUGGAAAUACGGCAAAACUUGGAGACUUUGGAAUUGCACGCAUGUUGAACAAUACUAUGGAGUUAGCACAUACGUGCAUCGGAACACCAUACUAUUUAUCUCCUGAAAUAUGUGAGAAUCGACCAUAUAAUAAUAAAACUGAUAUUUGGUCUCUUGGAUGUGUCCUGUAUGAGUUAUCCACUCUGUGUCAUCCGUUUGAGGGCAAUAAUUUGCAUCAGUUAGUGGUGAAGAUCUGCAGGGGCCACUAUGCUCCGAUACAUCCCGGAUACACCUACGACAUGAAGAUCCUGUUGGCUCAGCUGUUUAAAGUUAAUUCCCGUGAUCGACCGUCCAUCAAUUCUAUAUUAAAAAAGCGAUUCUUAGAAAAGCGUAUAGGAAGAUACCUAAGCCCUGAGCUGUUAAAGGAAGAAUUUAGCCACACGGUCAUUCACAGAAGGAAGGCACCAUCACCUAGAGCUGCUAAAGCUGUCCCAAGGCCAGCCCUGAAGAUGCAGAGAGCUAAAUGUGAGGUGAAGGACCCAGUAAGGCAACGUGUAAAUAAGAAACUGGUUCCAGCACGUUGUGGGUGGAAGCCAUUGGGAGUGGUCAACAAGCCAAAUGUCAAGCAAUUAGACAAUCGCUCACCUGUGAAGCCGCGGUCUCCGCAGGUAGAUGGACGGUACGGGCACUACCACGGUUAUCUGGAUUACUUAGAGAGGGGAAAUAAAGACCACUUAGCUUCACCAGCGCCCCAGUUCAACCACUUAAUUGAAGACUACAGGCAGAGAGCGAAUCAUGAUCCAGUCCAAUGGCAUCGGGCAGCCCACGAAGAAUACAUCCAAAGGAAGCUGGAAGCACAACAGUAUAAGAUGAAAGUGGAGAAACAAUUGGGUAUACGUCCAGCAUCGUCAGACCCCGCUGCUCAUCGAGUAUGGUAUCCAGACUCACCGGCCGGGCACCAACUUGAGAGGCAAGGACAGAGGAAAGGAGCAGACGAUGAGGAAUAUCGCCAGCAGCUUAAGGAAAUAAGGCAACAGUAUCAGUGUGAGGUGAAAGAAAUUAAAGGAAAAAUGGACGAAAAGGAGAAUCAGACAGGUAUUUCAAGUGAGACGUAUCAUGUUGACCGAGCAGCACCCAGAGACGGAGCAGCUGACCCCCAGGAGUCCAGCAGGGGCAAGGGCCCUGUGCAGGUUACUGAGAAAGAUCUGAAACAUCAUCACCCGUCAGAAAAUGGACAAAUAGAUCAUAAACACAAGGUACAGCGCGGUAUAAAGUUUGAAAUAAGGUUGGACGGUGAAUUACUUUGUGACGACUCCCAACAAAAGGAAUUGGAUACGUUCAAUAAGAGGCUGACACACGAGGAAGGCAACAAUCUUAAGCAGAAGAAAUGGCAAUUCAUCGAGGCUGGAGGUUUUCUGGAAGACCUCGCAAACAAAACUUUAGAAGUAACAUCAUCUCAAAUGGAAGCGACCUCUGCAGCUGACCAGGUUGUUGUGAUGGAAGCAGACGGUUCAACAAACAGAAAUCAAUGGGAACGGAAAGCACCGGAUACUCUGCUGAACGCACUCGUGGCUGCUCAGCUCUCAUCAGUGUGUCUCACCACCUCUGCACUUCAACUCGGUGGUUUGUCAACUCCUGUGAGGCCAACAGAAGAGAAGGUUGAUUCUGAAUCAGGUCCGGCCUCUGAUGUGGAAGUGGACACUCAACGGCUGGAGCCCAGAUCCGAUGACGAUGACACAAACUUUGAAGAAUCUGAAGAUGAACUCACAGAACAGCUCGUGGAGUCUUUGCAGGAAUUAAUAAUUCAACCAGAAGAAGCUGAUUACAGUGAUGGGAAGGGAACCACCCAAGGCGCACAUGAUGAAUGCAGAGAGGAGAGUGAGGGCCAGGCGGAGAUGCUCAAUUUCAGUGCUGAAAGCAUGCCUGAAAAAUGCUGUGAUCAAAAGAACGAGUCUGCAACUGAUUCAGUCGAGGCUUUCACAGAGCAAAUUGCAACAACUUCCUGAGAGUAACACAGAUGGCUAAUCGGGUAAGAGGGUAAUCUGCAGUCAAGGAAUUGAGUCGUUUAAAACAUUGGUCUGGAACUGAUUUUUUACAUACAAAAACAAAUUCCUUAAGCUGCUCGAACGUUUCACUUGCAGUAACCAACUGACGGACUAUCCUGUGAGGAUAUAACUAUUCUGCUUUUCCUUAGCAAGUAAACCUUGUAUAAUUAUAAUCACAGGUGAAAAACAAAGCCACAAUUUUGAGCGGUACCUUCACGUACAGGUGUGCUUGUCUGCAUCAUGUGGCAUCUCGUUUGGUCUCAGUAAAAGCUGCCGUGUAUCCUGCUCAUGAAGGAUUUCAACCCACCCGAUUAUCACUUGUAAAGGAUUAUUACAUUUAAAACAUUAAUUUUAAAACAGUUAACUGUGAAUGGAGUGAUUGGCUUCUGUUGUGGUUACUCUCCCUGUUCCCAUUGUCAUGAACCUUCAAUUCACGACCCACAACAGUAUUCAGUUUUGAACACCAUUUUCUGUUUUUAUUAUUUAUGGAUCCAAUGAGAUCUGUGGAAGGAGCUAGUACAAUAGAUAAACCUGUGCUGCAGAUGCAGCUACUUCUGACAACAGUGGCAGAAAUGACCAAUGUACAGUACCUGCCUGAGCAAAGUCCCAAUAUCACAGCAGGGACACCUAUUGUGUCAGAUGGCACUACAGUUGUGCCAGCCGAGAUACACUGAGAACGGUUCUGAGCACUCAGAACUGGGCAUACAGCAGGAGCAACAAUGUACACAUCACAAUCUGUAACAUCCUGACUUGCAUCACCUUCACCCCCUCAUGACACUGAAGUCGGGAGAUCAUUGCUGGUUCAAUGAGGAAUGGAGAAAGCCACGCUAGGACCAGUGCCAGCGGUACCUAAAGCUGAGCUGCCAACAUGGAGAAGCUACCUCACAGAAUGUACAUGCACAUUAAACAGUCAGAUCAAACUGCUCCAUCUUGCUAUUGACUGACGGUUAACCAGCUUACCAUGCCGGAGAUGCGAUUGUUUUCCGGAUCGCAUCUCCGAUUGCUCUGCGGCCUAACAUCGUGGAGCUGGAGGCCUCCUCGAACUGACUUUGAGCCCCACCGCCGGGAGUGGACUUAACAUCGCUGAUCCCUUGCCUGGCAUCGCUCCAACUGCGGCCUGCGGACUUUACAUUGUGAGCUCGCAGUCUUGGGAGAGGCCGAGUCGGGAGCUCCAACAAUGCAGAGGUUUGCCGCCCCGAUCCGGGAUCUUAUCUCGCGGCGCGGGGAAGCUGACAUCCGCCGAUGCGGGAGCUGAUCGCUCUGACGCGGAGGGCCCAAACAGUGCCGGCUCUGGGAGUCAAGAUCGUCCCGUCAAUGGAAGGCUCCAGGCCCCCUGGCCGCGG